Lagopus leucura (white-tailed ptarmigan) is the source of this 2860-nucleotide messenger RNA. RefSeq names its product RIC3 acetylcholine receptor chaperone (gene RIC3). Lineage: Eukaryota; Metazoa; Chordata; Aves; Galliformes; Phasianidae. The record is from RefSeq and is a predicted model, not a curated record. The transcript is spliced from 7 exons. Gene Ontology annotation, cellular component: neuron projection; intracellular membrane-bounded organelle; neuronal cell body. Gene Ontology annotation, biological process: synaptic transmission, cholinergic; protein localization to cell surface. Bases 1 to 1290 code for a protein of 429 amino acids.
AUGGCGCCCUCGACGUGCCGCAGGGUGGCCGCGGUCUCCUGCUUGGUGCUCUGCGUCUCGCUGCUCCUGCCGCGGACCUUCUUGUCUCGGGGAGGCGGCGGCAGGCAGGAGCCCGGGGCCGCGCCGCUCGCAGCGCCCGCUCCUCCAGAGGGGAAACUCGGUCGCUUUCCACCAAGGAUGCAUUACCAGGCAGCUCCCGACAGCCGCGCUGCCCCUCCUUUCCCAAGGUCUCACCUUGCUGAAGCAGUCGCCAAGGCCAAGGGUGGAGGAGGUGGUGGAAGUGCUGGUGGAGCUGGGAGAGGUCUUGUGGGGCAAAUCAUCCCUAUAUAUGGAUUUGGCAUCUUCUUGUACAUCUUGUAUAUCUUAUUUAAGCUGGCUUCCAAGGGAAAAACUACCCCUGGAGAACGGAAAUGCCUUCCUGCUGCACCUGGAAACAUGAAGAGGAAAAUCAACAUCAUGUGGUUAGCUGAUGUGCAUCCUGGGGAGCCUGAUGGAUGGAUAGCUUCCCUGCCUGCCUUCCCACACCCGUGCAGGGUCACGUGCCACCAAUCCCAUGCUGACUAUGAGCUCACCCAACUUCAGGAAAAGCUGAGAGAGACUGAAGAAGCUAUGGAAAAGUUAAUCAACAGAGUAGGCCCUAACUGUGACAGAGCUCAAAAUGUUACAACAGACCAGGAAAAAAGGUUACUUCAGCAACUCCGAGAAAUUACUAGAGUUAUGAAGGAAGGCAAGUUCAUAGAUGGCAUCUCUCCUGAGAAAGAAGCUGAAGAAGCUCCUUACAUGGAGGACUGGGAAGGUUACCCAGAAGAGACGUAUCCCAUCUAUGAUAACUCAGAUUGCUUUAAGCGCAAACAAGACACAAUCCUCGUAGAUUAUCCCGAUCUGAGCCAGCCCUCUGCAGAAGAACUAGCAGAAAGAAUGGAGGGCAUGGAGGAUGAGGAGUACCUGUGCAAUGAAGCUCUGCUAUCUGAUCUCACCAUGGGAAGGGACAGUUAUGAUUCAAGGCAGAAAAAAGAUGAGGUAGCUGGCAUCAGUGAAGGGGAGAAGGACCUUCAACGCAGCCAAAACACUGAGGAGUGCUGUUACUGUUACGAGGAGGAGGAUGAUCCUGCUAUAAUAGCAGAAUAUGCUGUGUUUCAUUCUGGGAGCAGCAGCGAAGCGGAAGAGGCAACCCCAGAGGACCUGUUCAUGGAGUUUGAAAAUGAAAACGCAGCAGUGAAAAAGCAAAAAGCCAGUGAUUCAGAUGAAACAGGCACGCUGAGAAAGCGCUACACAAAAGGACUUGAGUAAUAGUGACAAUAUGUGGAUGCCAUCUAAGUGGUGACAGUAAAGGUCAGAAACGUCAAUCUGUGUGGUUUUUGUCCCUAAAGAACAGUGCUUUAUUCUCCUUGUACUAACUUCAUUCCCACAGUAACAGUCACCUGGUCUACCUGUACUGGAAGCCAAUGCCUUCUUUCAUGCAGUUCUUCUCAGCUCAUUGCUGCUUUGCACUUUGUCAUUGCUUUUAGGGACUGAUACAUUGAAGCAGGUCAUUCCAUUCAUGUAUUUGUGUUUUUAUUUCUUUCCAAUUUCUGAACAAGCAGUUCUUUGUUUACUCUUGAACAAGAAAAAAAAAUCUUUUCUCAAACAAAAAAAAAAGAAAAAGAUCAGUGUGUUUUCAGUUAUGAAAAUUAAUCAAACUGAGAUACAUUGAAGAGAUUCUUAGGAAGCAGGAGGAGAACCCAGCUCACCAGGACAUAUCUUGAGUUUGGGGAAAGAAUAGCAACAACAAAAAAGGCAUCUUUCACUACACGCUCGUGUCUGGUUUGUUGUGCAGUGGAUAUCUGCCAUUGAGGCAUCUCUUUUGCUUUUGUUUUCGUUGAUUGGUUUUCCAGGUUACAGCUGCAGUCUGAUGUUUACAGUGCGUAUGUUAUCCAUAAAGAAUCCCUACUGUAGGAAUUAAAGAAUAAAUAACAGGAAUAAGUUAAUGAUGGUGGAAGAGAGAAAAGGAUAGCGAAAACAUAUUUGAUACUCUUUGUUACUGGAAGUGUUUAUCUUUUAAAAUAAUUUUGUAGACUUGAUUGUAUUUAUUUAUUUAUUUAUUUAUUUAUUUAUUUAUUUAUUUCUCUGGACCUUCAACACUCAUUCUGUCUUCACCAUGGCAGUAGUUUGACCUCUGUCUCUGAGCAGGACUUGUGUUCUCUUUGCUGGGAAUCCUGGCUGCACAACUACAGCAUGCAGGACCUGACACGCAGUGUUUCUGUGAGAAUACCAGAUCAGAUUUGUCCUGCUUUAGUCACUGUCCUUGAGCUGGAGCACAUCAGCUGGUAUCAGUCACUCACAGGGAAGGCCAUUUUCACUGUGGGCAUUUCUGGUUCUUCUCUAGACAUAGUCAAGCUAGACUGAUACAGCUGGAUAACUUGCUAAUCACAGCCUUUAUUUGUUGACUUUCCAGUGUUAAGAGACAGAUGAAGGCUGCGAAGGAUGUAGCAAUAACCCAACCUGCUGCCAUGAGAAAUAAGAAUGCUUAGGUUUGCUGCACCUUUUAGAGAUAGAUUUUACCUGUCUGUAUAAAUAAUGUGCUUAUGUUGUACUUGAGAUUCCAGCUGCUUAUAAUGGUAUGUGAAAUUUUAGAAGUUUGGUUUCAUUUAAAUUCAUGCAAAUCUGUGUGUUUAAUUGUGUGCAGUGUAUGGAAAAGUGGCACUAUGCAUGAAGUACAAGGUAGAGUUUUUAGCUAUGUACACUGAGAAGCUAAAAUGUAGCAAGUUGUUAUGCAUAAGGAACUCCAGGCUCCAGAGUGUGUUAGUUGUAAAUAUACUGCAGACUGCAGUGAAACACUCUUGCUGCUGCCAGCUCUACUCAUUACAAUCUUCAGAAGUCA